CUGUACUUUUAGUUGAGUGUUCACAAGUUGUCGAGACACCGUGCCGUUCAGUACGUAAGACAUCCGAUACCUAAAAGGAUAACCACUGUGACACGCGUGCAAGUGUACGUCUGCAUAUAUAUUUUGCAAGGAAAGGAAAAAAAAAGAACGAAAGUGCAUGCCACUCGUGUUGUAGAGUGACUUUGUUUUAACGGUUCGGUGUUAGCAAUAGUAGUUCAGUGAGUCAUUGUUGUGUUGAAUCUCAAACGCGUCAGACCUCGUGGGUCUGAGAGAGAAAAAAAAUCGAGAUUUCUCUUCAUUGAAGAGAUUGCCAGAAAUUAGAGGCCUGUAACUACAGAAAAAACAACAAGACAUUGACGGCUCAUAAUAAACUAAGUGUUUAUUGUGAAUAGAAGACUUUGUUUUAGUGGAAUUACUGACGACGGAAAACAAGAGUCUGCGUUGGACGUCUGGGCGAGGCCUUUCGUGGAGAAUUUCGUAACGCACGUUUUUGCAUUGAACAAAAAGGAAGAAUAAAAAGAAUACAAGAAAAUAGGAAAUUAUUUUCUAUAAGUUGUAAAUUUUUUUUAAAUACCGAUGGUGCGAAGUCUUACGACAAUGGAGCCGACGUUUUAUGAGGAGCCAAUAUAUGUUAAUGGAAAUAGAGAAAAUGUUGGUCAGUUGAAACGAAACCUCACUUUGGAUCUUAAUGGUCAACGUCAGUCACCACAAAUCAAAAGGCCAAAACUUGGACCACUUCCACCAGCUCUUAGCACGGCUCCAUCAAUACUCAGUUCACCAGAUCUCAAUAUGUUGAAACUUGGAUCACCAGAAUUGGAAAAAUUCAUCAUUUCACAAAAUGAUGGACUUGUCACAUCAUUACCUACACCAACUAAUCAAAUUUUAUUUCCUAAAACUGUAACAGAAGAUCAAGAACGUUAUGUACGUGGGUUUGUCGAUGCUCUUAAUGAGCUCCACCACUCAGACAGCUCUCAAGAACCAGGAAGUAUUUAUGGGGCAACUUAUACAACUUUGGAGCCACCAAGUAGUGUUCAAAGUACAGAAUCAUUAUCACAAAGUUUGGUUAUGAUCAAAGAUGAACCUCAAACAGUACCAAGUGUUACCAGUUCACCACCAAUGUCUCCUAUUGACAUGGAGAGUCAAGAAAAAAUAAAAUUGGAAAGAAAACGACAACGAAAUCGUGUAGCAGCUUCUAAAUGCCGCAGACGUAAACUGGAGAGGAUUUCAAGGCUUGAGGACAAAGUUAAAUUGCUAAAAGGUGAAAACAGUGAACUUAGCGCUGUUGUCCACAGGCUUAAAGAGCAUGUAUGUCGUCUAAAAGAGCAAGUCAUGGAUCACGUGCAAUCUGGGUGUCAAAUAAUGCCAGUUUCUGGUCAAUAUUAAACCUCAUCAUCAUCACAAGAUUUUCAUAGAUUAAGUUUAACAGAAUCUCGAUUGACUGAGGUUUUGGAAGAUUAAUAAAAUGAUGAAAAACGUGAUGUUGACUUGGUCUGAAUGAUGAAUGCAGGUCAUGGACCACCUGCUGUCUGAAUGUCAAAUGACCAUAUAGUUAUGUUCCUCGAGCACCAAGUGCAUCACCAUGUUUAUUAAAUCAACGCUUGUUUGAGGUCUUGGGUAGACAAUGUGACAAGACAAUUUCCUGUUUGUCUCAAUAGUUGAGACCCACACGACAACGUUGGAUUUUUAUCAGUCGACUGUUUCUUUCGCGCAGUGAAACGAAGAAAUCUGUCAGUGCCUUGAGUGCUACGCAAAGAAGCAAGCAGUGGAUAUAUCACACAGUCUACGCACACGUAUGCGAUAGCUGUUGACGUUUUCUGGUGGGAGGAGGAACGCCAUCGAGUAAGAGGAAAAAAGUGUGUGAGAGAGACCAACUAAUACUUUAUGAAAGUGUGUGAGUAAGAGAAACAAGAGACCGUGGCCAUUUUGGAGAACGCCGUGGCGUGAACCUAAAAAAAAAUCUGCUCGUUUUGACGUGUAUGAACUUUUGUAUUAUUUUUACUUAUUCAUCUUUGAAUUACUACUUGUUUCUUAGGAGCGCAUGUCUCCGUGUUGCUCUAUUUUGUUUUCUCUUUUCUAUCAUUGGAUUAAUAAUUGGUAAAUAAACAUAAGAUAUAUAAAAAAAAAUUCCGUUGUUAUACAUCUAGUCUAAUGUAAUUUCUAAAGUUGCGUUAUCUCAAAGAUGACCAGCUUUAAUAAUAAACUUGAUUGUUUUUUUAAAGUACUAUGCAUAUUGUAAUGAUCGUGGAAUACGGUAUAUUAAUACAAAAAGAAGAAUACAUAUUUACGGGUUUUUGAUGCUUAUUAUGCAUCGUUUUUGAAAUAUAAUACAUCUCCAGGGUCAGCAUCUUUAGGAAUAAGAGAUUGAUGACCUUAAUAAACUGUACAUCUUGGAUUUAGAGAUAUAUGAGAUGGUAUUAUGAUUACAAUUAAUUUUUAAUACUAUUCUUCUUGAAUGUUUUCAACUAAGCGGGUUCAAAGGUACCCUUUGUUAAUAGUUAAUAUACCGAAUUCACGCCUACGCGCGUUGCACAGUAAAUAAUAGUCAUAAGUAGAUAAGGUUAGACAUAUUUAACCUUCAUUUUUGAUUAACGAACCCGCAUUUUUUAUUCAGUGGGUCUAUCCACACUCAAAACUAACUUGAAUUGAUAUAUUUUUGUUGUAUAAAAAAAUUUCUUUGUUUACAAAAAAUUACAUUUUUUUAAAAAACUUUUUUUUUAUACUUUCUAAACAUUCCGGGAUACUAAAUAAAUAAAAAGUUAUAAUUAAUUGAUAAAAUCAAUUUUUUUAUGUAAUAAAAAAAAAUGUGUCCCGUGUAUUUCUUUUGUUAAACAAUACAAUGUUACUGAUUGUAAAAGAAAAAAACUUUAAAAAAUCAAAAAAAAAAGUCGUUGCAAUACUUGUGUUAAACAAUUGUGCAAUUAUAAUGAAAUAUUAAAUGACACAAUUACAUAGACGACAUAAAAAAUUCCCCGGUUAUCAAAAGUGUGUUUGCAAAAAUAAUUAGUACAUGUUGUCUAAUAAUAAUGCAAUGCACAAAAAUGCAAUACAGUCUACACAGUGUGCCUUUUAUUUUGUACAAGUAUCGAUGAGGCAAAAAGUAAAUGACCGAGAAAAAAAAAAA
Molecule: messenger RNA, 3121 nt
Organism: Chelonus insularis
Lineage: Eukaryota; Metazoa; Arthropoda; Insecta; Hymenoptera; Braconidae
Gene: Jra
Product: Jun-related antigen
Exons: 2
Coding region: 577-1383 (268 amino acids)
Biological process (GO): regulation of cell cycle; regulation of transcription by RNA polymerase II; regulation of cell population proliferation
Cellular component (GO): transcription regulator complex
Molecular function (GO): RNA polymerase II cis-regulatory region sequence-specific DNA binding; DNA-binding transcription factor activity, RNA polymerase II-specific; transcription factor binding
Source: RefSeq, a predicted model, not a curated record